ACGUUGCAGAUAGCAGGAGUUAGAAUUUAGAAAGGAGGAGUCAACGAAGGGGAGAGAGAGAGAGAGAGGGAGAAUUGCCAGGUGGGUAGAUUCACCGCCAGCCAUAGUUGGUAAUGGGCAUUCAAUUCUCGGAUUUAGUGUGUAGUGCUACUAAAAGCUAGUACUGCAUUUUUUUCCCACUGUCCGUUAAGUUUGGCUAACUCUGUACUGCCAAACAACUUUUGCAGUACAACAUUGAUGAUGAGUAAUCUGCUUUUUUUCUGGACUGUGGCCGCUUAAUGCUUCGCUUUGGUGGAUUGGUUGGAAAUCGACGUUUGACAAUCGCCUCCUUCUUCCCCCUCCCACCCUUCUCUGUUCCUUUUCUGAUGAUUCUAGUUCUUUAUAAAUUCGAGAUGUCUCUGUUCCAGUUUUGAUGACAUCCCCACACGCCCACCUCCUCUGCCUGUCGGGUAUAUAAAUCACCAUCUCCAGAUUCCUUCAGUCUUUCUGUGUUCACGACAUUUAGCUCGGAAUUCAAUGCUUUUGUAGUGAAGGGUCGCCGCAAAGAAGAGCUGAAUCAGCGCAAGUCUUGGUCUUUCUUCCUUGUGAUAGUUGAUUACAUCAAGUUGGAAUGGUUUUGGCUGUUUUCAAAAUAAGGCCAAGAAUAUAACAGACAGGAUAGGAGUAGGGAAGAAAAAUCCAAGCCAGGAAGAAAACGAAAGCUGGAUUCUUGAUUUGGGUAAACAGGCAAAGAGAAGAAGUGAGGGAGCUAGCAGUCCUCUGAGCAAUGAGUCAAGUGGGGGAUAUGGGCAGUAAUGGGGAGGAAAUGAAGGAGAUUCAAAGGCGGGAAACAGAUGAAGUAAGUGAGAACAUUAUGGGUAAAGACAAAGUUGAGGUUGCUGCUGCUGCAUCAGCAGUAGGGGAGGAAGAAGAGGAAGUGAAGAGGGUUGUUCCCUGGACGAAACAGAUCACGAUCAGAGGGAUGGUGGCCAGCCUUGCAAUUGGGUUUAUUUACAGCGUGAUUGUGAUGAAGCUGAACCUCACAACUGGGUUAGUCCCAAACUUCAAUGUCUCAGCAGCUCUGCUUGCGUUUGUGUUUGUGAAGUCGUGGACCAAGUUCCUGAAGAAAGCUGGGUUUGUCUCCAAACCCUUUACAAGACAGGAGAACACAUUGAUUCAGACCUGUGCUGUUGCUUGUUACAGCAUUUCUCUUGCAGGUGGGUUUGGGUCUUAUCUUUUGGGUUUGAAUAGGAAGACCUAUGAGCAAGCUGGGGUUAACUCGGAGGGCAAUAAUCCUAGGAGUGUAAAGGAACCUGGGAUUGGCUGGAUGACUGGUUUCCUCUUUAUAAGCAGCUUUGUUGGGUUACUUGCUCUAGUUCCCCUAAGGAAGAUCAUGAUAAUCGACUACAAACUGACAUAUCCGAGUGGAACUGCUACUGCAGUUCUUAUUAAUGGAUUUCAUACACCUAAGGGAGACAAGAUGGCCAAGAAGCAGGUUCAAGGGUUCUUGAGGUUCUUUUCUUUGAGCUUUAUUUGGGCUUUCUUUCAAUGGUUCUACACCGGUGCACCCAAAUCCGAAAUCAAUUGUGGUUUUGUUCAGUUCCCCACCCUCGGAUUGGUUGCUUUUAAGAACACGUUUUACUUUGAUUUUAGCUCGACAUACAUUGGAGCAGGAAUGAUUUGCUCUCAUCUUGUUAAUUUGUCGUUGCUCUUUGGCGCCGUGCUUUCUUAUGGUGUGAUGUGGCCACUGAUCGGGAGACUCGAAGGAAAGUGGUUUCCUUCAGGAUUGCCAAAAAGUAGUAUGAAGGGCCCCAAUGGUUACAAGGUGUUCAUUUCUAUUGCUAUGAUACUGGGAGACGGGCUGUACAAUUUCCUCAAGAUACUCUAUUUCACAGCUACCAGCAUUGUUACAAGUGCAAGAACAAGAAGAAAUGUCCGAACCCGUCCUGAGAAUCAGAACCAACCUCCAAUCGAUGACCUCCGAAGAAAUGAAAUAUUUGUGAGGGAGACAAUUCCAAUUUGGGUAGCCUGCGUAGGAUAUCUUGCCUUCUCCAUCAUCUCCAUCAUAGUGAUCCCUCUCAUGUUCCCCGAACUCAAAUGGUACUACGUUGUGGUUGCCUACGUUCUCGCCCCUUCCCUCAGCUUCUGCAAUGCAUAUGGUGCAGGGCUAACAGACAUGAACAUGGGCUACAACUACGGCAAAGUAGCCCUCUUCAUCCUAGCAGCAAUAUCAGGGAAGGAAAAUGGCGUCGUUGCAGGGCUCGUAGGGUGUGGGCUUAUCAAGUCAAUCGUCUCCAUCUCUUCAGAUCUGAUGCAUGAUUUCAAGACAGGUCAUCUCACUCUAACAUCCCCCCGUUCCAUGCUUCUCAGCCAAGCAAUUGGCACAGCCAUUGGUUGUGUCGUAGCUCCACUCACGUUCUUCAUAUUCUACAAGGCAUUCGAUGUUGGAAACCUUGAAGGCGAGUACAAGGCCCCCUUUGCUAUCAUCUACAGGAACAUGGCGAUUCUUGGAGUGGAAGGCUUUUCCGCCCUUCCCAAGCACUGUCUGCAGUUAUGUUAUGGGUUCUUCGCGUUUGCCAUAGCGGCCAACCUGUCGAGAGACUUGUUGCCGAAGAAAGUGGGGAAGUGGGUUCCAUUGCCCAUGGCAAUGGCUGUGCCUUUCUUCGUCGGGGCGUACUUCGCGAUUGAUAUGUGUGUGGGGAGCUUGGUUGUUUUCGUGUGGCACAAGUUGGACAGCAGGAAAGCUAGGUUGAUGGUUCCAGCAGUGGCUUCUGGGUUGAUAUGUGGAGAUGGGUUGUGGAUUCUGCCUGCUUCGAUUCUUGCAUUGGCUAAAGUGACUCCCCCGAUUUGUAUGGGCUUCAUGGCUAGCAAAUAGGGGUUUUGGAGAUAUGGGAAGGAAGUGAAUUGUGAGGGAUAUGAAAGGUUGAGCUGGUGAUUUAGUUGUAAUGAGAAGGUAGAGGGUCAGGUGAAAAUAGGAUCUUUAUAUAGAUAAAGAUUGAGCUUUGAGCAGUUAGGGUGCAUAGUCAUAGCAUGCUUGAGGUUUUCUUACCAGAACUGGUGAAAAUAUUGAGUUAUUAGAAGAAGAAAAAUGUAUGAAGUUUGAAAGUUGAUACAGAGAGCUCUACAGGGUUCAAUUCUGAUGCCUGGAUUCUGUUCUUAUGUUGAUUAUCAACUUUGACCAUAUCGCUUGCUCUGUGUUUGACAAGGAGCAAAUGGAAGAGCUUAGCCGGCAAUUAAAAAUUGCUGUAGUUCACAGGCAACGGGCACAUUGUCUUAUUUCCAAGGAGUGUGAAUAUUAUACUUCCAUCAAAAAGACAUUGUAUUUCCAAGGAGUGACAAAUCAAUGACCAUAUCCAUUGGGAACCCAAAUUGCAAAUGUAAGAUGGAUUGUUGUCACCAAUGUUUUAGGUCAAAGCACAC
Messenger RNA from Linum tenue, 3399 nucleotides. The record is from the annotation of a GenBank genome assembly. Lineage: Eukaryota; Viridiplantae; Streptophyta; Magnoliopsida; Malpighiales; Linaceae.